AUAUAAUUUGUAAGAAAUUAAUCAUUACUCUAUUUUUUGUGCAUUAAUUCAUAAAAUUGUAGUUGUAGAGUACGAGCAAUAAUUAAUGCGAAGUAGUAUAUAUAUUGACAUCAAAAUUAUAAAGAUUUGAUUUAUUAUUUGUUCUAUAUUAACCAAAAAAAAUUUAUAGUCAAACCAACAAGCUCACACAAACAACUAACUACAUACUAAAAAUCUCAUCUUUAGAAAAAAAAAAAAAAAAAAAAAAACACACACACACCCAUUAUUUGAGCUCUCUGGUGUCAAACAAGGCCAUAGUAUAAUUUCAUUAAAUUACUAAAUUUAUAAUAAAUUGAGGUAUCGCCCGGACCAAGUUUGUAUUUUAAACAGCUUACAGCCUGACACCAACAAUAUUAAAAUUUGAUACUCCGUAUUUGUUUCAGCAGAACACAAAAAAUGGGUACUAAUCUCUCUCUUACACAUUUCCGCUCCCCACCUUUUUCUGAAUUUUAUCCUAUUAAUUUAAAUUCAUCUUCUCCUCUCAAAUUCCCCAAACACAUCAACAGUCACAGCCGCCAACUGCGCCACUACCCCACUUCACCAUUUUCUGUUAGUAGAAAUCAGCGACAAAUUUCUCCAAUUUUUAACAAAUUUGAGCCUGAGCCUGACCCAGAUGAUGAAGAUAAAGUGCAAAGUACAGGGGUUAAAGCUGCGUUAUCAAUGCUCAAAUUCUAUAAAAGAGAGAUAUCGCCAUUGUUGCCUAAGAGUUGCCGUUAUGUACCAUCAUGCAGUGAAUAUUCGAUGAUUGCUUACAAGAAAUAUGGAGUUGCUAAGGGCACUAUAUUGACUGCUUGGCGCCUUUGUCGUUGCAAUCCGCUAGGUGGCUCAGGCUUUGAUCCUCCAAGAUGGUUUGGCGAAGAAAGGGUAUCUGAGUCAUCAGAGGAGUGAGAAUUUUCCGCGUCUUCAUCCAAUAUAGCUAUUCAAAUGUGAUCUGGUCUUCAAUGUUACAAAUUCUGGGUUUCACUAGGCCUGUGUUAAGCUUUGCUGAUGAACUGCACUGGAUUGCAAAAUGCUGCAGGAAAACUGAUGCUAGGAGCAGACUCAUUGUGAUGUACUUUUCUGAAACUGUCUACAAUGUGUGGCUUCAAAGUAAUGCUUUAAUGUUUACAGGAAACUGUAAAUCAGUUUCUGAUUUAAUUAGGGAGAUAAUUUUUCUGGUUGCUUGCAUAUGUAAUAGCAUUGAUAGAUAUUUACUGUAUUCUGCUUAGGUUUGUUGUUCUGGUCCUA
Molecule: messenger RNA, 1266 nt
Organism: Chenopodium quinoa (quinoa)
Lineage: Eukaryota; Viridiplantae; Streptophyta; Magnoliopsida; Caryophyllales; Amaranthaceae
Product: UPF0161 protein At3g09310-like
Exons: 5
Coding region: 436-927 (163 amino acids)
Source: RefSeq, a predicted model, not a curated record